AUGUGCCGUUCUAUUCUUGCUUUCUAUCUUUUCCUGUCUGCCGAGAUAUGGUGUAACUGCAUUGCAGCCGCAGCAGCUAGCCCUUUCGCUGUAUCCUGGUCGGACCAGACGUUUGGAUUCGACGGUCCGUGGCGCGCGGUAACAGUGAAGGUGGGAUCGCCAGGACAGGAGCUGUCAUUAUACCCCGGAGGCAGCUGGGGAGGCUCAGUCUUCCUGGAGUCGAUUUGCUCCAAUUCCACCCUCGCGCCCAUCUGCCACACCAGCAAGGAAGGGGGCUUGUUUGACGGCAGCAGGUCUGCCACAUUCGACAACGAAUCAAUACAAUUUGGCGCAGCAGGCGCAUUUCGUGUGGGGGAGGCCGAUGCUGUGCGACAAUACGGCACGGUCAGGUACGGAUUCGACUACUACGAUGUUGGUGGCAAAAGGAUACCGAACGUAUCAACUCGAUGGAUCACAGAUGCGUAUCGUGUUUAUCCUGGAGGGAAAGCUUACCCCGUCGACCUGGGGAUUCUCUCUCUAGGCGCAAGCGACAUCAACCAAACUUUCACUCAGGAUGACGACAAGCCCGCCAUCCAGACCACUUUCGUCCCAAGCUACAUGUUUGGCACCCUCAAAAUGCUUCCAUCUUACUCCUAUGGUAUGCACAUUGGCUCGGUGCUCCCCAAGAUACCUGGAUCGCUGUAUCUAGGGGGCUAUGACCAGAACCGCGUUCUGGGCGAGGUCUCGGCUCAGUCGUUCUCCAGUGGUUCGUUCCCCAUCGGCCUGGUUGACAUCGAAGUUGGGGUCGUGAGAGGGGGCUCCCCCUGGAACUAUUCAUCCCAGCAUGGACUUCUGGCCAAGGGGAACGCAUCAAUUGCCCCCGGCAUCACUGUGACCAUGAGCCCCGCGGACCCUUACCUCUACCUGCCCCAAAGCACAUGUGCAGCGAUCGCUGCCGAGCUGCCGGUCGUGUACCAACCCGACUACGGGCUUUACUUCUGGGACACCACGGACCGUCGAUAUAGCCAGAUCAUCACGUCACCAGCAUACCUCGAGUUUGUAUUCAGCAAGAACUCGCGCAACAACGCCAACUUGACCAUCAAGGUCCCAUUCUCGCUGCUGAAUCUGACGCUCAAAGCUCCUCUCGUAGAGAAGCCGACAUCCUACUUCCCUUGCAUGGGCACAACCGGCACCUAUGCGCUGGGCCGGGCCUUUGCACAAGCAGCAUUCAUUGGUGUCAACUGGGGACUUCCCGCGGGGAACUGGUUUCUAGCCCAGGCUCCCGGGCCCAAUAUCCCUGGCUCCGCAAGACCGACCGUCAUCAGACCCGGUGAUGCCACGAUUUCCGCGAGCUUGAGCGAAUGGGAGAAUAGCUGGGAAGGACACUGGACGGAGCUACCUACUAUGCGCGGAAGCUCUGGGUCACCGGACGACGGCGGCGGCGGUCUUUCCGACAUUGCCAAGGCCGGCAUUGGGCUGGGCGUGAGCCUGUCCCUCACCCUGACGGCGCUGGCGGCUGUGGUACUAUUGCGGUACGGGAAUCGAUGCACUACACUACGUUCCCCUAAGCCCAUCGACGACGACGAGGGGCUUGUUGCUGUCGGCUUGCAUCCGCGGGAUUCGCUGUCGGCAGGCGUCCCGCAGGCCCGACAGCUCGGGCACCCAAGGACUCUCGCAGAGUUCAGUGAUCAGCCCUCUGGGCAGGUGUAUGAGCUUCAGGGCCAGCGCCAUGGUAGUGUAUAUGAGCUUUCUUGAGGACCGCUGCCCCCCUCACCCCAAGCAAAGCGCCCUUGGUCAUCUCGGUCACUGCAUGCAAACCCUUCAUGCGUUCACUGUUUUUUUUUUUUCUUUUUACCGUUAGGAGGAGGGUAAGGGUACUCUUGUAUUUCCGAGCGAUCUCUUUCUGGGUGGUUCUGAGGGGGAAGGAAGGAAGGAGGGUUCAUUACUCCGUGCUUCUCAAUAGUAUAGAUAUCAUGCCCUUAAUCUAUUUAGCCGUGGGCUGUAUAACGUUUAAUCAUAACGAAAACUGUAACUCAAGUGAACCUAAUCGUCCAUAUCUUCUG
Messenger RNA from Aspergillus aculeatinus CBS 121060, 2042 nucleotides. RefSeq lists its product as uncharacterized. Bases 1 to 1734 code for a protein of 577 amino acids. The transcript has a single exon. NCBI's taxonomy places the organism in Eukaryota, Fungi, Ascomycota, Eurotiomycetes, Eurotiales, Aspergillaceae. The record is from RefSeq and is a predicted model, not a curated record.